AUGGAAAACUUGACUUUUGACUGGCUCGAUGAGGACUGUGCUAUCAGCUAUGAGACCCCCGAAUUUCCGACAUCCGACAGUCCCAGAGAUGGACCGGCCGCUGAACCCAGCUUGACCCCCGAACGAGCCGGCUCCGUUCCCGAACAGACCGGUCAGCCAAGUGGUGAUCGUGCGCUACCUCUCCGACUGAGUAACUGGAGCAGCACCAAACAGUACGACAAAAACAACCCCGAGUGCAUUCACUACGAUUUUCGGUGGAAGGUCUCCCAACGUGAGAAGAUCCGAGCAAGGCAAGUUUGUUCAGACACAGACCUCGAUCUAGUCCUGGCUCCAAGCGAUUUCUGGACGAUCGACUUUGAGCCACGGCUUGCAAUGCUGUUAAAAGAUGAGAAUAAGUUCCCAGGAGAUACGUAUACGUGUGAAGAAACGAUUGUCGACAUAUCCAUCGAGCGAAGCCGUCAGCGCGGCCUGAAGAAACGAUUCACGGGCCUUGAGAUCGAUUGGGAUACGCUCGACAGCCAUGUGGAAGGCCUUGGCGUCUUGUUCAGCAAGAGGAGGAAGAUUACAUUUGGCAUUGAGUUUGUUCACAAAGACGCCACGAGCGACCCUACGGCGACCAAGGGCAAGAAGAAAGGGCAGAGCGCUUCUGAGGCUCAAAAGCUACAGAGAGCUGCCGAUGCCGGUCUUUGGACCCGAGUGUACAAGCAUCAUCGCUGCCGAGGCAAAUACUGCAAGCAGGGACCGCACUGCUGGCUUGACGAACGAGGAAACCACCAUAGGUUGCUGCCGAGGCACUUGGAAGAGAUUUUCCACCAUAUCAAAGGGAAUAUGAAGGAAGGGGAGAAAGAGGAGGAGGUUGACAUCGACAUCGAGAUCCCAUCCAAAAUCCUUGGGGAUAUACUGAACGAUAGCCGCAAGCGGAAGGCUGAGGACUCCGUUGACUGUCGUGGCUGUAAAGUCCAAGCGUCUUCUAACGGCCGGCUUCGCGAUACGGGCGAGACGAGCUUCGUUGAAGACUCUGGGGAGGUUGAGGGUGACAGGAUGGACAGACUCGAGGAGUACUGCAACUAG
This is a messenger RNA of Colletotrichum higginsianum IMI 349063, 1071 nucleotides long. RefSeq lists its product as uncharacterized. The record is from RefSeq and is a predicted model, not a curated record. Bases 1 to 1071 code for a protein of 356 amino acids. Lineage: Eukaryota; Fungi; Ascomycota; Sordariomycetes; Glomerellales; Glomerellaceae. The transcript has a single exon.